Messenger RNA from Rhodamnia argentea, 997 nucleotides. Its product is annotated as germin-like protein subfamily T member 2. NCBI's taxonomy places the organism in Eukaryota, Viridiplantae, Streptophyta, Magnoliopsida, Myrtales, Myrtaceae. Bases 1 to 657 code for a protein of 218 amino acids. Gene Ontology annotation, cellular component: cell wall. The record is from RefSeq and is a predicted model, not a curated record. The transcript has 2 exons. Gene Ontology annotation, molecular function: manganese ion binding.
AUGGAGAUCUCCCCGUUCUUUUGCCUAACAAUAGGACUCGUCCUAGUUUUUCCUGCUCCUUCCUCCUUGGCCGACCCGGAUUUGUUGCAGGACUUCUGCGUCGGAGACGUGAACGCCUCCAUAACUAUUAAUGGCUUCCCCUGCAAACCUGCCUCAGAAGUAACCCCAGAUGACUUCUUCUUUGAUGGCCUGAGCAGAGAAGGCAAUACGAGCAAUCAAUUCGGUACAGGCGUGACCCUUGGAAACGUCCUUAGCUUUCCCGGGUUGAACACGCUGGGGAUUUCGAUGAACCGCGUCGAUUUCGCUCCCGGCGGGCUUAAUCCGCCCCACUCGCACCCUCGCGCAACCGAGUCUGGGAUCAUCAUCGAGGGGAGGCUUCUCGUUGGAUUCGUGACUACCGGUAACGUGUUCUACUCCAAGGUCCUCACUGCAGGUCAGAUGUUUGUGGUUCCAAAAGGGUUAGUGCACUUCCAGAAAAAUGUUGGGGAAGGGAAGGCCCUUAUCUUCACAGCCUUCAACAGUCAGUUGCCCGGGGCGGUGAUUCUUUCUACGACACUAUUUGGCGCGACCCCCGCGAUUCCAAAUGAUGUCUUGACAAAGGCUUUUCAAGUUGAAGAAGAUGUGAUCAACGAGAUGAAAGCCAAGUUCGGCCCUUGAAAGCAAACUCAAAAUUGCAGAUUGUGCAGAUGAAUAGGAGCUCCGGCAAACACCCACAGAUCAAUCCGUCCGUCUCACUUGGCCAUUUAUAUCGUCAUUUUGUUUAUCAAUAGCAUGUGGAAGCUGUAUAGAUUUGGAUGAAAGAAAGCAAUUCUGGUGAAAUGUUAAGACAAAUAAGUCGUAGAAUUUUGCUUCCUCGUAUUAUGUUUGAGAAGCCGCAAAUAAAUAGUGUACAGGUAUCUGAUCUGGUUACAUAGUACAGAUGGAAAUCAGAUGCAUUUCCUGCUAACAUUAGGUAUUACAUAAUUGAGAAUGGACAGACAAUUCUUCGCUUUGUGGA